This is a messenger RNA of Saccostrea cuccullata (small rock oyster), 421 nucleotides long. Its product is annotated as angiotensin-converting enzyme-like. The transcript is spliced from 2 exons. Gene Ontology annotation, cellular component: plasma membrane. The record is from RefSeq and is a predicted model, not a curated record. The coding region runs from base 29 to 421 and encodes 130 amino acids. NCBI's taxonomy places the organism in Eukaryota, Metazoa, Mollusca, Bivalvia, Ostreida, Ostreidae. Gene Ontology annotation, molecular function: peptidyl-dipeptidase activity; metallopeptidase activity. Gene Ontology annotation, biological process: proteolysis.
AUGUAGAGUAUCAAUGCACGUGUAGAAAAUGCGUGUUUUAUUUGCAGCAAGUUGCUUUGCAUUUUUGCUUUGUGUAACAAAUGUGAUUUUGGGGGAGAAUUUAAUUACAGAGGAGUCCGCUGGAAUAGAGUUCUUGGAUUGGUACAAUACAGAGCUCUCAGAAGUGGAAUAUAACUACUGGACAGUACAGUGGCAAUAUUACACAAAUAUCACGGAUUUCAAUCAAAACAAAACGGUAGAAGCAGAUGUCUUGAGAUCAAAAUUCAUUCGAGAAGCAGCGAAAAAUGCCUCCCACAUUGACUGGAAAAAAUUCCAAAACGAGACUGUCAAACGGAUGUUCUGGAAGAUAACUAGAAAUGUAGGACCGACAGCUCUUGGCGAUCCGGAAAAAAUGAAACAGGUACACGAAAACACUGCUUGA